UCUACCUUAGACAUUAGCUCAAACUAGAAUACAUUUUUAAAGAUUGUGGCUUGCAUAUACUUAUUUCAAUUGUGUAGGCUUGAUUAGAUUUCCCUAAUUGGAUGAUUCAUGUGACACUAUCUUCUAAUUGCUUGAAUAACGUGUGCCUACUGCCUUGGAGUCAUGUUUUGUAGAUUUUUAGUGUGGUUUGUUGAAUGAGAAAUUCAUCGAACUCGCAUAAUUUUUUUUGUUGUUGUUGCAUGUUUCUUUCUAAUUUUCUUCUUUCACCCACCAACAAGUUUGUAGGCUUGAAUUACUUACUUACAUUAUUUUUUAGUGGAUAAACUUCUUGAUAUUAUAAGUUUGAUCUAUGUCUAUUUACGUAGUGAAAGUGAUGUCCCUAUUAUAUAUUUGUUUAAGGAUCCUUGUAACAUGUUUUUUUAUUAAUGUCAUUGUUUUUAAUUAGCAAUUAACUAUAUACUUCUUUGUAGACAUGGAUACUAGUUGGAUUGAUUUACCAAGAGGUGAUCUUGGUUAUUUUAAAGGUUGCAUGAAAUUCUUGAAACUUGCUAAAGAGACUCUUUUACCAAAUACAUGGGAAACUAAAUGCCCAUGUAAUAAGUGCAAGUUAAAUAAAACAAAUUCUGUAGAAGAAGUUAGAGGGCAUAUUUUAUUUUAUGGUUUUUAUAAAAACUAUAGAAAUUGGAUAUUUCAUUGUAAAGAUGAAGGGAGUAAUACCUAUGAUCUAAGUGAUGAUCAAGUAAAUGCAGUAGGUCGAGAUGAUAUGGACGGGUUACUAAGAGCAGCUUUUAGAGUUAAUACACAACAAACCGACAAAACUCAAGAUCCAUCAUUUAAUGAACAAAGUAUUGAAGAUGACAAUUCAUAUGAUAUGGAUGAGGGGUUUACCAUUUAUCGCGAGGUAGAUGAUGAGCAUCAAUCAACUUUCUCAAAUGAAGAACAGGCAAAGUAUAAAAAAACUCAUGGAAGCUUCUGAAAAAGGCCUGUACGAGGGGUGUACUACUUUUUCAAAACUUUCAUUUCUAUUGCAUUUGUUUCACCUAAAGUGUAUGUUCCAUUGGUUUGCAGAGUCAUUUAAUAAAUUACUUGAACUUCUAAUUGACGCAUUUCUCAUUAAGGAGUUUCCAUCGUCCUAUUAUGAAGAUAUGAAGAUAAUAAAUGAUUUAGGGUUAGGAUAUGAGGAAAUCUAUGCAUGUCCAAAUGACUGCAUGUUAUAUUGGGGCGAAUUCGCAAAUAAAAGUGAGUGUCAUAUAUGCCAUACAUCAAGGUGGAAAAGUGUGAAAGGAAAGGAGGGUGAUGUAAAUGAAAAAGGAAAAAAAGCAUGUAAGAAAGGCGAGGCAGCUAAAGUAAUGGAGUACUUUCCCCUUAUCCCUAGUUUAAAUAGGCUUUACAUGUCAUCUAAAACUGCAGAGGACAUGAGAUGGCACUUUAAUCGUAAGGAUGAUAAGAUUCGACAACACCCUGCUGAUGGCGAGGCCUGGAAAAAAUUUGAUGAAAAAUAUACAGUUUGCCGCUGAUCCUCGCACUGUUAGAUUAGGCCUAGCGAGUGAUGGUUUUAAUCCAUAUUGUCUUAUGAACACAAAUUAUAGUACAUAGCCGGUGGUCCUCAUUCCUUAUAAUUUACCACCAUGGCUUUGCAUGAAACCAUCAUCCUUUAUUCUUUCUAUAAUUAUUCCUGGUAAAUUUGGUCUCGGUAUGGAUAUUGGUGUGUACUUGCAACCACUAAUCCAUGAAUUGAAAUUAUUGUGGGAAGGUGUUGAUGCUUUUGAUUCUUAUAGUAGAAGCAACUUCAAACUGCGAGCAGCCCUACACUCUACUAUUAAUGACUUUUCGGCUUAUACUAUGUUGUCAGGUUGGAGUACGAAAGGCUACAAAUCUUAUCCUUCUUGCACUCAUUCUACUUAUUCAGAUAGAUUUGGUGGAAACAUUAUCUACCCUAGAUAUCGAAAAUGGUUGCCUAUUGAUCACCCAUAUCGUUCACAAGCUAAUUUGUUUUAUGGGAAAGAAGAAUAUGGUAUUGCUCCGAUUCGUACCAGCGGGACCGAUGUUUUGAAGCAACAAGAAGGGGUAAAGUAUGUAUAUGGGAAGACAAAAAAAGUUCCUAAAAAAAGAGGGAAAAAAGCUGCCAAUGAACUUGAUGAUGAUUGCGAUCCCGAUGGUAAUGAUGUUCUUUGGAAAAAGAAAAGUACAUUUUUUGAAUUAGAGUAUUGGGAGCAUAAUCCUCUUAGACAUAAUUUAGAUGUUAUGCAAAUUGAAAAGAAUGUGUCCGAUAUUUUAUUAGGAACUCUUUUAGAUAUGGAUAAUAGUAGGGAUGAUGAGAGUGGCAGAGAAGCCCUAAAGAAUUUGAAUAUAAAACCUCAUCUAUGGGUCAACCCUCAAGGUUACAUCCCGCCGGCUGCAUACACCAUGUCUAACGAGGAGAAAGAACGAUUUUUAAAAGUCUUGAAAAAGAUGAAAGUUCCUGAUUGAUAUGGAUAUAAUUUGCAAAGAUGUGUGAAUCUAAAGCAACGGAAACUUAUUAAUAUGAAAAGUCACGACCAUUAUAUUCUCAUCCAAGAUAUCCUCUCGGUUGCUUUAAGGGCGUCGAAUGCCACAAAAGUUAUUGACUUGCUUGAGGAGUUGUCUGACUUUUUUAAAAAGAUAUGUUCAACUGCUAUAGAUACAAGAGAAUUAGAUACCAUUCAAUCAAAGCUCGUGUUGACUCUUUGCAAGUUUGAAAAAGAAUUUUUACCAACAUUUUUUACAAUCAUGGUUCAUCUACUAAUUCAUUUAGUGGAAUAGGUCAGACUAGGCGGACCGGUUCAUUAUAGAUGGAUGUAUCCUGUUGAAAGGUACUUAUUAUUAUUAUUAUUAUUAUUAUUAUUAUUUAUUUAUUUUAUUUUUUUUUAUUUGUAUUAUUUAAUUUUUAAAUAAUAAUUUUCCUUAUUAUUUCACAUUGACAUACAAAAUCGUUACUAUAAUUCAAGGUACUUAGCCUUUUUAAAAUCUCAUGUAAGCAAUAAAGCGCAACCUGAAGGAUCUAUAGCGGAAGGUUACCUUUUGUGGGAGACAAUUGCAUUUUGUUCAAGAUAUUUAGAAAGUGUUGAGACUAUGUUCAAUAGACCUAGAAGGAAUGAGGAUGGUGUAUCAAACAUUUACAACUAUUUGUAUAAAUCUGGUGGUCGUGUUGUUGGAAAGAAAGAAAAUGUCCGUUCGGAUGAUAGAAGUUUAAAGCAAGCUCAUCGCUAUGUUUUACUUCAUUAUGAUGAAUUGACCCCGGUGCUCAAUGAGUUCCUUAAACUAAAGAGGCAAGAGAAUGACGUUGGAGGAAGUCAAGCUAAUGAAUCUAUUGAAAAUCAGUGGAUAAUUGAUGAUUUUGCAGAUUGGUUGCAAAGCCAGGUCCAUAAUUUAGAUGAUAGCACGAUAGAAGCAAAGUUAAGAAAAGCCUUAGCCAGUGGCUUGAGUAACCGCGGGAAAAGGAUGAAAAGUGUUAUUAUCAAUGGUUACAAAUUUGAUAUUGUGGAUCGUGAGCGAUUUCGAAUAACUCAGAAUUCAGGAAUCAUGGUGGAAGCAAAAGAUCACGAAUAUUAUGGAAAACUCAAAGAAAUUUUGGAAUUAGAUUAUUAUGGUUCUUAUUAGGUUAUAUGUUUCCUUGUGAUUGGGUCGAUAUCCGUAGGGGUAUCAAAACAAAUCCGAAUAGAAGAGUUUGUAUCAAUUUCUCAAAGUUGAUGCACAUUGGUCGAUUUUUGCGUGAUGAUUCAUUUGUUUUCUCAUCUCAAGCAAAACAAGUUUUUUAUAUCGAGGAUGAGAUACAAAAAGGGUGGUGUCAUGUUGUGAAAACUAAGCCUAGGGACUUGUUUGAUAUACUUGGAUAAUUUGUUUACAACUUUUAUAACUUAUUACAGAUUUGAGUUCAUAAA
Molecule: messenger RNA, 3899 nt
Organism: Chenopodium quinoa (quinoa)
Lineage: Eukaryota; Viridiplantae; Streptophyta; Magnoliopsida; Caryophyllales; Amaranthaceae
Exons: 3
Coding region: 3091-3618 (175 amino acids)
Source: RefSeq, a predicted model, not a curated record